Tigriopus californicus is the source of this 1111-nucleotide messenger RNA. RefSeq names its product phosphoglycerate mutase 1-like. Lineage: Eukaryota; Metazoa; Arthropoda; Copepoda; Harpacticoida; Harpacticidae. The record is from RefSeq and is a predicted model, not a curated record. The coding region runs from base 106 to 870 and encodes 254 amino acids. Gene Ontology annotation, biological process: glycolytic process. The transcript is spliced from 4 exons. Gene Ontology annotation, molecular function: intramolecular phosphotransferase activity.
UUGGUCACUCCUUGUUCAUAUACGGCUAGACAUUUGGACUCCAUCAGAAGCACCUCAGAAGUUUCCAACUUGUCCGAUUAACCGCUCUUGUUCAAAUCCAAGACCAUGGCAACCUACAAGAUUGUAAUGAUCCGCCACGGCGAAUCCGAGUGGAACAAGCUCAACAAAUUUUGCGGCUGGUUUGAUGCCAAUUUGAGCGAACAAGGCGUGAAGGAGGCUCAAGCCGGUGGGAAGGCCCUUAAAGACGCCGGUUACACCUUUGAUGUGGCCCACACUUCCUUGCUCACCCGGGCUCAAGUGACCCUGAAGGAGGCCUUGGAGCAGAGCGGUCAAACCGACCUGCCCGUGGAGAAGACCUGGAGACUCAACGAAAGGCAUUACGGAGCCUUGACUGGCUUGAACAAGGCCGAGACCGCUGCCAAACAUGGUGAGGAGCAGGUCAAGAUUUGGCGCCGAUCCUUUGAUGUUCCACCUCCGGCCAUGGAGAAAGAUCACGAGUACUACGACAACAUCGUGAAUGACCCACGAUAUGCCGAAGGGCCCAAGGGAGAUGAAUUCCCCAUGUAUGAGUCGUUGAAAUUGACCAUUGAGCGGACUCUGCCUUACUGGAACGAUGUGAUCGUGCCUCAGAUCAAGGAGGGCAAGAAGGUCCUCAUUGCCGCUCAUGGCAACUCUCUCCGAGGAAUUGUCAAGCACUUGGACAACUUGUCCGAGGAGCAAAUCAUGGGCUUGAACUUGCCCACGGGCAUCCCAUUCGUCUACGAGUUGGACGAGAAUCUGAAGCCUGUCGUAUCCAUGAAAUUCUUGGGCGAUGAGGAGACCGUGCGAAAAGCUGUGGAAGCUGUGGCCAAUCAAGGCAAGGCCAAGUAAGGCUGCUUUCCAGCCAAGAAAUCGCCGGUUUUGUCCAUGGCAUUUUUGAAGUCAUCAUUAUCGUCAUCUCUCCUGGUUCAAACUUACCGCCGACACCAAUGAUUCUGUCUCACUGAAACCAGAUGUUUAUCGUGUUUAGUAUUCUAAGCUUGACGUUCUAUAUAAAUUUUACCUACUCAUUUGCCCAAUGUAUGAAAGCAUAGCUCAUCGACGAGUUCAAUAAAAGUGUUCUUUCAGCAAA